This is a messenger RNA of Stegastes partitus (bicolor damselfish), 2384 nucleotides long. It is a transcript of the gene ndc80, whose product is annotated as NDC80 kinetochore complex component. Gene Ontology annotation, cellular component: Ndc80 complex. Gene Ontology annotation, biological process: attachment of mitotic spindle microtubules to kinetochore. Bases 67 to 1983 code for a protein of 638 amino acids. Lineage: Eukaryota; Metazoa; Chordata; Actinopteri; Pomacentridae. The record is from RefSeq and is a predicted model, not a curated record. The transcript has 17 exons.
GGGUUUGCGAAUAUUUUCGGAUGUUCGGUUAGUUUGAAAACAUUAGUGACCAGCCUGCGGGAAAAAAUGGAGCGUGGAAGGAUGAGUCGAGCAACCGGCAGCAGACCAUCGGAUCUGCCGAUGCGAGUGCAAGACAGCAACAGGAUGAGCAUGGUGUACACAACGCCCCAGAGCAAAUUUGGAAAGCUCAGUAUACCCAAACCCCAGUCUGGGACUUCUGAGAGGCGGACCAGCUUCUUUGGUGCCCGGACUAGUGGAGCUGGCAUGCCUCGCAACAGCACCAUGUCAGGGUUUGGAGGAACUGAGAAGAUCAAAGAUGCCAGACCUCUGCAUGAUAAAUCUUUUGUUCAGCAGUGUAUUAGGCAGCUGCAUGAGUUCCUGACAGAGCAGGGUUACCCAGGCACUUUGUCCUCCAAGACCCUCCAGUCUCCCUCUACCAAGGAGUUUGUCAAGAUGUUUGAGUUCAUUUACCGCCAGCUCGACCCAACCUUUGAGAUGCCAAACUCAAAAGUUGAGGAGGAGAUUCCAGCUAUCCUCAAAGCUUUGAGAUAUCCAUUUGUUCUCUCAAAGUGUUCAAUGUACUCUGUCGGAGCUCCCCAUACCUGGCCCCAGGCCCUGGGUGCUCUUAUGUGGCUGAUUGAUAGCGUCAAGAUCAACUGGAGUUUGAAUAAGCAGGACCUGCUGUUCAGUGACUUCUGUGAAGACAGUGACAGUAUUGAGGAGGGAGCCGAGUAUAACAAGCUCUUCCUGGACUACACAGCUGAGACAUACUCCAAGUUCAUGCAGGGUGAUGACACAUUUGAGGAUGAGGAUGAAACCUUCCUAACUAAACUAAAGAGGCUUUACAAUGUGGACGAAGCCCUGCUGGCCUCAAUGGAGGAGAAACACAGAAUACUCAGUAAAGAGGUUGAACAACUGGAGAAGGAGAGUCAGACCGACCGUCUAAUGACCAAGAGAAUGGAAAAGGUGAAGCUGCAGGCAGACCUCAAGAAACUCCAGAGUUACCGAAGCAGCCUGGAGACUUUUAAAGCCAACCUGGAAAACAAAGCUUCAGAACUGAGUGAUGAGCUGGAGACCACUGUCAGUCAUCUGGAAACUCUGAAACAUGAAAGAAACGAGCUGCAACACCUCCUGCAAAACCAGAAGUUUACUCCAGCUGACGUAGAGAGGAUCAACAGAGAGAAGAGGGAACUCCAACAGACCAUCUCCAGUCUCAGCAAGUCUCUUGAGGAUGCUGAACAGCACAAGUGGAACGAAGAGAUUGCUUUUGCCAAAAUGAAAGAGAAGGCGGAGUUGAAGCUGGCAGAGUACCACAAGCUGGCACGUAAACUGAAGCUGAUACCACUGUCGGCAGAGAACGCCUGUGGUCACGAUUUUGAGAUCAGACCUUUUGAAUGCGGGCCUGGCAGCAUGGUUCAACACAAAACACAGAUACAGAUGCUCCUGAGAAAGCUGAUCAGUGAUGUGGAGGAGGACAACAGUCGGUUAACCAACACCAAACUCAGUCUGGAGGAGUCUUGUGAACAGGUUAAUUCUAACAUAAUGGACAAGUCCAACGAUAUGAAGCAGCUGAGAGAGCAGAUCCGCAAGCUGGAUGAACGGUUGGAUUGUGACAUGCAGGAACUCGCCCGAGAGGAACAGGAUUGGGCAGUAGAGAUGGAGUCAGUGGAAAAUCACCGCAAACUUCUCGAGAAGAAAGUGAACUAUGGAUAUGACGAGGCUGUACAGCAACUGAAGGCGGCACAACAACAGUACCACCUCGUGCUGCAGGAGACUAACGAGGAGAGGCGAACGGUAGCCAACAACCUGGCGUCUGUAUUUACCACCGCUGCUAACCACCUGUCCAUCACAGAGAAGUGCCUGGAAGAUCUGCACAGCAGAGUGCAGCGUGUCUGCUCGAAGGCUGUCGAGGAGGAUGAGGCUGCUGUACAGAAGCUGCGGGAAACUUUGAAGAACUUCGUGUCCAAGGCCAACAAUUUAUAAAGAGAAGCAGCAGGGUGGAGAUGAUUUCAAGAACAUCAGAAGUGUGGAUUUACCCCUCAUUUGUUUUUUUUAUAAUUUUUCAUUCUGCAAAAAAGAAAACUGAUUUUCACGUGUUUGUUCUUAACUUUUCUAUAUCUUACAACCUGACAUUAACGUUAUUUUAAAAUCUGGUUCCAUAUAAAUAGACUUGUACCCUGUCAGUUUUCUGUGUGUUAAUUUGUGAUUACAUCAGUGUGUUUUUGUUGUCACAGACACAUUGUAAAUACAGAUCGGUUGCAGUAAGAUGGAAGUUUGUAAGUAGUUGAGCCUGGAUUUCUAUGUGUUUGUAUGCAUUCUGUAUUUAAACAAUUUUCUGUUUGUGUUUUUAUAUAAUGCUUAAUAAAAGUUUGUUUAAAACCUUC